Messenger RNA from Mugil cephalus (flathead mullet), 1340 nucleotides. Its product is annotated as inositol-tetrakisphosphate 1-kinase-like. The transcript has 10 exons. Gene Ontology annotation, biological process: inositol trisphosphate metabolic process. The record is from RefSeq and is a predicted model, not a curated record. Gene Ontology annotation, molecular function: magnesium ion binding; ATP binding; inositol-1,3,4-trisphosphate 6-kinase activity. The coding region runs from base 65 to 1117 and encodes 350 amino acids. Gene Ontology annotation, cellular component: cytoplasm. Lineage: Eukaryota; Metazoa; Chordata; Actinopteri; Mugiliformes; Mugilidae.
AAAUAACACACAAGGAGAGAGACGAACCGAGGCUUGUUUUAGGGGGAGGAGGAGGGGUGAAUGGAUGCGAGGGAGACGUCGACUCUCACCUCCCUCCGUGUCUUUUGGCCGCACACGCACACUCGGCCAAAUGUCAAGCCGCAGGGUGGGCUUCUGCCUCAGCGACAAGAAGCGCAGGAGGAUGAACCUGGACGCCUUUGCACAGUUCUGUGCGGGCCAUGGAGUGGAAGUGCUGGAGAUCGACCUCACUCAGCCGCUGGAACCUCAGGGACCCUUUGACAUCAUUGUUCACAAGCUGUCUGACGUCAUUGUGGAGGCAGAGCACGACAGCCAGUCACAGCAGCUCCUCGCCAACUUCCAGAGCUACGUGUCAGCUCAUCCCAGUACCAUCCUGCUGGACCCCCUGCCUGCCAUGACUCAACUACUAGACCGCUUCGCCUCCUACCAGAUAAUGAGCAAGCUGCACAACUCACUCCGAGACUGGCGCAUCUGCAGUCCUCCUUACCUGGAGAUCCACAGUGCCAGCGAGCUGCCGUCCGUUCAGCAGGCGCUGAUCACUCAGGACCUCAGCUUCCCUCUCAUUUGUAAAACGAGGGUGGCGCACGGUUCACUUUCCCACGAGAUGUCCCUGAUCUUCAGCGCGAGCGGUCUGGCUGAUAUCCAUCCCCCCUGUGUGCUCCAAAGCUUUGUGAACCACGGAGCUGUUUUACACAAGGUUUUUGUGGUAGGAGACAAACACUACUGCGUGGAGAGACCUUCACUCAAGAACUUCCCGUCAGGUCCCUGUGACAGGAAGACCAUCUUCUUCAACAGCCAUCAAGUGUCCAAACCAGAGUCGAGCUCUGAUCUCACAGCUCUGGAUGAGCAGAUGCCGUAUGUGCCUCCUCCCAGCUCGGAGGCCGUUGCCGCCCUGGUGAAGGAGCUCCGGGCUCAGCUGGGCAUGGCCUUGUUCGGCGUGGACGUCAUCAUCGACAUACGCACGCACACGCUCACCGUCAUCGACAUCAACAUCUUCCCGGGUUACGAGGGCGUGCCUCAGUUUUUCUCCUCUCUGCUCAGCCACAUACAGUCGGUGUUGGACACCUCACCUGGACCUCUGGCCACUGGAUCUCCUUAGUCAGCACAAACUACACGUGGUCCUGGGCUGCAACAGCUAAUCACUAAGGCAGCUUGGGUGGAACUGGAGAUGAUCAAAAAAUCAAAAGUGUUUCAGACUUCAAGCCACAGUUUUUAUGGACCAAAUAGUUAUAAUAUUUUCUUAAUUUUUAAUUUGUGACUUAACCUUAAACUCUCCGCUGUAAAUCACACUAAUGACAUCGUGCUGCUUAUUGUUUCUGCUU